Molecule: messenger RNA, 399 nt
Organism: Protopolystoma xenopodis
Lineage: Eukaryota; Metazoa; Platyhelminthes; Monogenea; Polystomatidea; Polystomatidae
Source: the annotation of a GenBank genome assembly
AUGAUUCCCAGCAUCAGACAGAGGACUUGGUACAUUCUCAAACGUUUCGCCAGCAUCGUAGUCGGCAUCAUCAGUCAGUUUUGCCAUUCUCCGCACCAGCUGCAAACUCGUCAAAGAGACAAGGGAAGUCAAUCCCUCGACAACCGUUCUGCCGAAAACGGUUACACUAUCACUUCUCCUUCUGUACCGGCCUAUCUAUCUACUCUUUUCGGCAGAACGUUUGUCGAGGGAUUGACUUCAUUUGUCUCUUUAACGAGCUUGCAGCUAGUGCGGAGAAUGGCAAAACUGACUGAUGAUGCCGACUACGAUGCUGGCGAAACGUUUGAGAAUGUACCAAGUCCUCUGUCUGAUGCUGGGAAUCAUGACAACUACUAUGGCAGACGACUUCGUUCUACAUAG